AUGGCUUCAUCGAGCAGGAUGCUGGUGGCGGCGGCGGUGGCCGCCCUGGUGGGCGUGGCGUGGUGCGCGCCGCCGCCGGUGAGCUUCACGGUGGAGAAGGGGUCCGACAAGACGCAUCUGGCGCUGCAGAUCAAGUACGACAAGGCCGGCGACAGCAUGAAGGAGGUGGAGCUGAAGCAGAAGGAGGACUGGCUGCCCCUGAAAAAGGGCUACAGCGGCGCGUGGGAGAUCAAGAGAGACAAGCCCCUCGAGGGCCCCUACAGCUUCCGCUAUGAGACCCAGAAGGGCCAGCGCAACGUCUUCGACGAUGUUGUCCCCAUAGAUUUCAAGAUCGGCACCACCUACAAGCCAGAGGCGACCUACUGA
Triticum turgidum subsp. durum (durum wheat) is the source of this 366-nucleotide messenger RNA. The record is from the annotation of a GenBank genome assembly. NCBI's taxonomy places the organism in Eukaryota, Viridiplantae, Streptophyta, Magnoliopsida, Poales, Poaceae.